AUGCAACGUGAAGAGUUUGCUAUCGAGACAAGCAGUAGGGUGGAACGAAAUGGAACUCAAAUUGUAGCAUCUAACAACGCGGAAAACGAUCAUGGGUGGUCGAGGAAACUCAUUGUACCGCAACCGUGCAGUGUUCUGCGUCAUCAGGUGUUUGUUGGAAUACUGAUAGCGAUCGUGCUCGGAAUCAUAUUCAUCUGCGUCGCGUUUAUGAUAGCGUUUGAGAAUGAAGAGCAGCUCGUGGCCACCGUUGAUCUCCACUCCGUGAAACUACCGCCUGCGCAAGCAGUUUGGUUUAGGUCCAAUCUGGACGAGCUCUACAACGCAGUGCGCGUCCCCCGAAAUGCACGACGGGCUAGAAACGUGGUACUGUUCGUCGCCCUCAACCAAACACGUCACGGGCCGUCGGAACUGGAUUAUCGGCCGGUGUGGGAGAGUUUCCCGCAUUUGGCGCUGCUGCGUGCAUCGCAAGGGCAACGCGAACCGUUCGAUCCGACAGCCAUUUUCUGUGGCAUUGAAACACAACCCCAAACGCUCGGCUUGGAUUCGUCCGUCCAGGGACCUUGGAAUGUGUGUAUCGAGGGUGGCGGGAGCAUCAACGAAACGCAACGCGCGUCAUCGAUCGUAGAUUGGGCACAGGCCGUUGGCCGUCGUACCGGGGUGGUAACGAACGGCGAGAUCGUACACGCGUUCCCAGCGUCCCUCUAUGCUCACACACCCAACACGGACUGGACUUAUGCAUCGCCCGACUCGAAACGCUGCGAAACAAUACAAUCGCAGCUAAGCGGCGGUGCAACGGGAAGGCAGCUCAACGUAAUCGCCGGAUCGAUGCAGCGUUGUCCCGGGGCCGGCGAGUGCCAGCGAACCUUCGAGCGGCGGUGGGAAAAUCAAAAACAGGACGAAGGUGAAGAGUACAGGAUGUGUUCGGACAGCAUUGCCGAUCUGCUAACCGUGGAAGUCGUACCAAAGUAUGCGCUUGCAUUAUACCAUCAGCAAACGCUAGCGGCGAAGGGAUCGUUUCACGAUCUCACAGUAGGUGCGGUCCGGAUGCUGGACAGCUCGGAAGGAUUCCUGCUGAUUGCCAUCGUUGACCCUAGUGUAGCGAUUUCUCUGACCGAACUCGACUCUACGGUGCAGGAUACUUUGCGAAAACUAAGUGACUCUCGAGACGAUAGUUUAGUGGUUGUAAUGACCGCGAGUCCCGGCGACCGUUGGGCUGCCGUUCAUGCUACAGGCCCAAUGGCAAAUCUGUUGCACCGUGUGCACAAUCAAACUUACGUGGCCCACUUCGUGUCGUACGCGGCACGUAUCGGACGAUUCCGGGACACGGCCUUGGCCAAUUUCGUGUUGGAGAUUUUUUAG
Anopheles bellator is the source of this 1359-nucleotide messenger RNA. RefSeq names its product membrane-bound alkaline phosphatase-like. The record is from RefSeq and is a predicted model, not a curated record. Lineage: Eukaryota; Metazoa; Arthropoda; Insecta; Diptera; Culicidae. Gene Ontology annotation, biological process: dephosphorylation. Gene Ontology annotation, molecular function: alkaline phosphatase activity. Bases 1 to 1359 code for a protein of 452 amino acids. The transcript is spliced from 3 exons.